AUGAAGGAGAGAGUCACAUUUGUCCAUGCCCAAGGGGUCGAUGUUGACCCUGGGCUCCUCAAAGUCGACGCCAACCAACUUGACGGGCCCUCGGUAAAGGCGGCCCGAGAAAACAGGCUAACGGUUGAAGUAGCUGAACUACCACCGGAGCUUGCUGGCCUCCUUCAAGCUUACCGAGAUAUCAGCAUUCGGUGGGCCAGCCCGUUGACCUAUGGCACGGUUGAGCCUUUUACUUCGCGGUUGUCGCCAGGUCUUCAUGUGUUCUCUACACCAGCUAACGAGACCGCUGGACAUGCCCAAGCCAUCUGGCAUCUUGUCCAAGCUGAGGCUGUGUACUUCUCUACAAGCCUUUGGCUCAAUAGACUGCAUGUCAGCCGAGGGCAAUCUUUUAACCCUCCAGCUGCCACCUUUCACCAGGAACUUGAGCAUCUGUCAGCCUUCAUCGACUGGGUUACCAAAGAGAUAUGUUCCAAGGAAGACUCUGUUUGUCGGAACCGGGCCGAGGCCUUAUCCGAUGCCGCGAGCUUGGAUAUUUUGUGGGACUCGACACUUCGAACUUUGAGGAUCUCGUCAUUGUUCCCGUUGACUGAGCAAAGCAUCAAAGUGGCCGGCUCUUCCACUAGGCGAACAGAGGUCGGCGUCUUUUCCAAGGAUACACCGCCUAAUCAAAAGCCGCACGAAAUAGGAGUAUCUGGGUUUCUCACUGUUCUUGGCGAGAACAAGAAGCCUUCUGGAACACUGUUUGGUUUUCCAUCGCGACAUCGCGUCGCCGACGCUUAUUUCUCAUCCGACUUUGUCUCCCCCACAGGCUUGCACCCAACUUUGCGAUUGACAUUGAGCUCAAAUAUACCGCCGCCCACAGAGGAUGAAUGCGGUCUUCACGCAUACUUCACUCUCCCCAGGACAAUUUUUGCAGAUCGAUACCAGUUCGCCGACCAACUUUUCUUGGCGUCCAAGAACUUGACGGCUUCAAGGUACACCAGCCUCCCUGUUGACUUGGAGGCACCAGCAUAUACCACAAAAACAUGGGGCUCAAGCGUCUUGCUGCAAUUAGCACCUCCCAGCUCCAAUGAGCCGGAAAGUUGGACAGCCGAGGUGCCUCUGCAUCUUCGCUACCUUGAACCGUCUGUGAGCGGCAAAGUCGACAUUGAGAUUCCCUACCCAGCUGUGUUCUGGGCAUGUGAGUCUGAGGCUCACGUGGACCUAUCCAACAAUCCCUUUGACAGGACUCGGCUGGGUUACGAUGGGCUAUUUAGCGAGAAUACGGUGUUUUGGCAUGCCACGCCGCAGCCUGCUACGGGAGGCAGGAUCCUGACGCCCAUCUCGGUACCAGUUUUGAAGGAAGAUGGGGCUUGGCUGGUUGGAUUUGGAACUGCAGCAGCCGUGGCGCUGGGUUUCGCAUGGGUAUUAUGGAAGUUGGCUGCUGUAUUUGCGGUCUCUGGGUAUGGGAGCCUGAGCAGCGAGACGCAAAUGGAGAGCAAGAAGAGGAAGUGA
Molecule: messenger RNA, 1494 nt
Organism: Metarhizium brunneum ARSEF 3297
Lineage: Eukaryota; Fungi; Ascomycota; Sordariomycetes; Hypocreales; Clavicipitaceae
Source: RefSeq, a predicted model, not a curated record